Dunckerocampus dactyliophorus (ringed pipefish) is the source of this 3321-nucleotide messenger RNA. Its product is annotated as serine/threonine-protein kinase SBK1. The transcript has 5 exons. The coding region runs from base 1260 to 2633 and encodes 457 amino acids. Gene Ontology annotation, molecular function: protein serine/threonine kinase activity; ATP binding. Lineage: Eukaryota; Metazoa; Chordata; Actinopteri; Syngnathiformes; Syngnathidae. The record is from RefSeq and is a predicted model, not a curated record. Gene Ontology annotation, biological process: peptidyl-threonine phosphorylation; peptidyl-serine phosphorylation.
CUCAGCUGGGGGGGGGGGGUGAGAGUGUGUGUGUGCAGAUGAGGAGAGAUCACGUGGGCUAAAGUUUCAGCCUCCAUCCUGCCGCUCACACGCAUUUUGCUUUGUGUCUGCAGACCAUCUUGACUGACUGACUCUCGUGGUUCCGGUGUGCAGCGCAUGAGCACGUGCUGAGGACGUCUUGCCAGGUGCACCUGCUGAAAGAAGGACGCUAUUGGGACGUUGCUGACCGAGGAGGGUCUACAAGGCGAAAUGACGGUAAGAUGAAGGAGAAAGGUUGUCAUCCACCAGGAAGCAUUCCAGGACACUUCCAGGACGUUUUCCAAAUCCAUGGUCGGCAUGUGGACACUUGGAAUGCUGUGAAGAACUGAGCGUCUAUUAAGAUCAACGGUCUCCAGCGCAGCGAGACAUGCAUGCGAGUGUUAGAAAUGCACUUUAUGUUGCGUGUGCACGCCAGCCACGGCCCUCCUAUGUGAUGCGUUGCUGACACGCGCUAAACAUCUCUGACGUUCUGAUGAUUCUUGCUGCCUCGUAAACGUCUCAGCUGCGCAAAUCCCGUCUGGACGCUACGGUCGGCUCUCACGCAGUGUUGCUGCAUCGUCUUACAUAAGAAGCUCGCACCAUAAACACCCCUCAAGGGGGACACGUGUGGAAAGUUUGUUUCUGGGAGAGAGCCAGCCGCACGCACACGCACACGCACUUAUGUAACCUGAGCAUCCCGCAGAGAGAAAGUUGUCCUCUUAAAAUGAAGACACUUGAGUGCUGUGGGCGUGGCCCCCAAAGAUGCUAGUUGAGGUUGGGUUAGCCUAACUAGUUUAGCAACACGGUCGGUAGGCGGGGCUUUCUUGUAUUUUCCCGGAACAUUUCCCUUAUUUUGCACGGCACAUGUUGCCAGAUACGUUGUGAGGAUGUGUCACCAUGGCGAUGGCCACCACAUCGGUCAUCGUCGCUGGCGUACUUAGUGAAUGGAACCCCCGGGCCCACCCGGUCCCCCCAUCCCCGCUGAGUAAGAGUUGAGCAGCGCCAGCGGACGAGCUGUCAGCUCAUCGCCCGCCACGUCUUGGAGCGACAUUUACCGACAGACUUUCACACGGCCGCACCGGCUGGCAUCCUGUCCUCGUACACUUAGUCUGUUGAGUGCAUAAGUACAUAAGUGCAUGAGUGCAUGAGUGCAUGGCCAGCGUGCAGUUGUGGACACUUAGCGCCCUCCGUGGCUGCCUUUUUGGCUACGUAACGGAAGGGGGGCCACUAACUGGAAUUCAAUGAGACAAUCUUUGGGGGACAUACUGUAUGGAGGACAUUGUUGCAAGCAGACGACAGGUGAUGGCACAAACCCGCCCCCCUGGCUUGGUCUCUCCAGUGUCGGGGUCGUUGCUCUGCACCGCUGGGAUUACCAUGACCUGGAAGACACUUCCUGUGUGUGUGCGCAGGCCGCCACCAGGCUCCUGGAGGACAUGUGUCACCUGACCGCCCAGUCUCUCAACAGACUGGAGACGUCGGAGCACUUCCAGAUUGUCAAGCUGUUAGGUCAAGGGUCGUACGGGAAGGUCAUGCUGGCCGUACACAACAAGAGCGGAACUCCCAUGGCUCUGAAGUUCUUCCCACGCAAGUCCACGUCUCUGCCGUCCUUCCUGAGGGAGUACAACCUGUCUUUGUCCUUCUGCACGCACCCGUCCCUGAGCCGCGCCGUGGGCAUCGCCUACUUCACGUCCUCGCAUUACGUCUUCGCCCAGCAGGCCAGCCUCUUUGGCGAUCUCUACGACCUCAUCGUGCCCGAGGUGGGUCUGGAGGAGGACUGCUGCCAGCGGGUGGUGUCCCAACUGGGCGGCGCCCUGUCCCACCUGCACUCGCUGGGUUUUGUCCACAGAGACGUCAAACCUGAGAACGUCUUCCUGUGUGACGCCACCUGCCGCUGGGUGAAGCUGGGCGACUUCGGGAUGGUGAAGGCCCGAGGCAGCAAGGUCCCAGAGGUGUGGUACCGCUCCCCCUACUGCACCCCUGAAGCCGAGGUGGCCAGAGGCGAUGAGGACAGCCGAAGCGACCGGAAGUCCAGAGUCCAGGUGAAGAUGGAGGAGAAGAACCGGCACGCACGGGUUUGGACCUCAGUGGAGCCCAGCACGGACAGCUGGGCCUUGGGCAUCCUGACCUACGCCAUGCUGACCGGCACCCACCCUUGGGCUCAGACCUCCAACGAUUGCUGCGCCUACCUCAAAUACCUCCAGUGGCUCAACACCGCUAAGAGCCCUGAGGACAACCUGGACGUGUGGGCGGAGCCACCAUGCCAGGGCACAGCCGCGGAUUCAUCGGAGGCGGACCUGGAUGGGAAAGAGCGCCCCCCUGUGGCGCCCCAGUUUGCUUGCUUCACGCCGCUGGCCCACGCUUUCUUCCACUUGCUCCUCAACCCCAGCCCGCAGGCUCGCGGGCGACCCGAGGACUCGCUGGCGUACCUGGGAGGGGCGUGGCUGCUAGAGGGGGAGCGCGCUCGGCUGGAUGAGGAGAGGAGGAAGAGCAGAGGGAAAGGAGCCAUGAAGAACGUGAAGGAGACAGAGGGGAGAGCAGCACUGGGAGACCUCCGCCAAGGCUUGGAAUGUGAAAGGCAUGAUGGGGGCUCUGAAGGAAGAUGGCCUGCAAGCUGAUGGUCCAUCUUGCUGCGUAGAAAAGUGCAGACAGGAAGUUGCACGGCCUCUUCAGUGGAGGUCACACACGUCACGUAGCGGCUGAGGUUCUGCAGGGAGGUUUUGUAGAGUUCUUUUGUCCUUGCGUCUAUAUUUGGAUUUUUGAGGGCUGCUGACAACUUUUAUCGGACAGCUUGUUGAGCCGUAAACACGUCCGACUUCCCCGACCUCCUCACUCAGCACCUCGCUAGCUAGCAUCAGCAGCACUUUAGCACCGACACUUAGAACAGGAACCACUUUUGUUUUUGGGUUUUUUUAAUGAUCUAGAUUCACAAACCCUAUUUGAGACAGUUGAACGACACACACACACACACACACACACACACACACACAGAGGGGCCCAUUUGGGCAGCCUCCCCAGAUGUUGACAAAAAUAGACUCACGCUCGUAAACUUGACACGACAGCUUUCAGCACAGGCUCACCGGUUUGAUCCCUCCGCGUGUCGUGGCCCACCUGACCAAAUCCUGGUAUGGACCACAUCUAAGCUGUGUAGCAGUUUGACCUUUGUUUUGUGCUCCCGUUGUAACCAUGACAGCCUGUCUAACCAGAGCUUUUAUUUUGUAGGGAGUCCCACCAAGCAGCGCUGUUGUUUUGUUGGAGGUACUGGCUAAAAUGUGACGAAAGCCCAAUAAAAGUGCCAUGACUUGC